GAUUGGUUGCUAUGGGCAACUGCACCACUCUUCCUCUACACAGGUUUGGAUAAAUCUCCUCCAAUGACGGGAGAUAGAGAAGAGAUUUUGGGUCAUUCUGAAAUGCUGGUGCCAGGUCACUGCAGCACAGCCCCCAUUCAAUUUAAUGGAACUAAGAUUUGACAGCAGUGGAUAGACCAUAAAUGUAAAUGUCCCAGAAAACCACUGGAAAAUCUCUUUAAUAUAUAUGAUAACUGCCUCUUCAAUGUUCAGCAUCUGCCACCCAGGAGGAGACGGAGAAGACGGAGGACCAGCCAAAGGAGGAGACGGACGGCGAGCCAAAGAAGAAGAGGGAGCAGACGGACAACAACCGCAGGGAGACCACUGAUGACGCCAUCCUACAGCCGGAGGAACGAGCCGCUUUUUACAGACUCCUGGUAUCUCCUGGCCAUGGUCCUCAUCUACUUCCGAAGAGCCAACCUGCGUACGGAGGAAUAUAACACCUACUUCUUUCCAGCGCUGUUUCUUGCCAACCAGUUUGAAGAGGAUGAGAUGUUUCGACGCGAGAUCUACCCCUGGGCCCUUGGACCGAUGUGGACGGCGAUGAAGACCUGGAUGCUACACCUGCGGAACCUGCUGCUCCUCCGGAUGAGAUUCCACGCUUGGGUGACCAGAGACACCUGUGAUCGGAUCAUGGCACAAGACCCCGAGUACUGGGCAUGGAAGAGAGAGCGUAAGGAACAUCACGGCUGGGCCAUACGCUGGUACCGGAGGGAUCCUGGAGAAUACAUCCCGAGAGGCCCAUGGUGGAUCCCUCCCGCCUGCUCCAUCUGUAUCACCGAUCUGCAGCCUUGUGCCGGGGAAGAGAACACCAAGCGAAGAAGGACGAAGAAAGAAGAACAGAACGGAUGAAGACCAAGCCACCCUAGAUGUAUUCUUAAGGUCACGUUCCCACUUGGCAUAUACGUAGCGUAUU
Hyla sarda is the source of this 955-nucleotide messenger RNA. Its product is annotated as speedy protein 1-B-like. Gene Ontology annotation, biological process: positive regulation of cyclin-dependent protein serine/threonine kinase activity. The transcript is spliced from 5 exons. The record is from RefSeq and is a predicted model, not a curated record. NCBI's taxonomy places the organism in Eukaryota, Metazoa, Chordata, Amphibia, Anura, Hylidae. Gene Ontology annotation, molecular function: protein kinase binding. Bases 367 to 891 code for a protein of 174 amino acids.